AUGCUGCCCCGCUGUCGCCUUCUCCUUUCGGGAUUCAUAAAAUCUGAAAGUUGGUUGGAAGCCAGCCAAGUCCACUUCCGUCGGUUUCGCUCCAACGACUCGCGUCAACAACCAAGAAAUUCACAUUAUUCUCCAAAAACUUUUUCCGGUAAUCAACGUGGUAGCUUCAAACAUGGUGGUCGUUCCAACCCUCAGUACGUCACGAAGCAAAAGAAGGGUCACAUCCUGGACGGUUUCUCAGUACGGGACGCUAAUGACACUCUCCUCGUCAUGGAAAAACAGGUCCACAAAUGGGCUGAUCUUCCGCACGUACAUCGUCGCCUGGAGUCCUUCGGGGUACCACGAACAGACGUCCAGUCCAUUCUUUCAAUAUUCGCCCGAGAGGUCAGCUCUGGGCUCCUUCACAAUCCAGUCAAGCAGAAAAAGUACCACGUAGAGAGAUUUGUUCUCACAGCAAAAGAACUGAAUCAAGGACUCCGGCUAGACCAGAAUCUCACUCAACUUUUCUACUCCUGGGCGUCCGACCCCGAGCAACAAGAAGUUAUCCUGAAAUCAGUGUCGCAGCAUACGCUGGAACAAAUUUCAUAUCUAUACUCAACCGCAGAUAUGUCAUAUCCUGCGGAUAUGUACCCUAAAGCGCGCUCAAUGCGUCGCAAGGUCAUCAUGCACGUUGGGCCUACUAAUAGUGGGAAGACCCACAUGGCUCUACGUGCGCUCGCGGCGGCGAAGACUGGUGUCUACUCUGGUCCUCUGCGGCUACUCGCACAUGAAAUUUGGGACCGGCUCAAUAAGGGCCAGAUCGUGCCCCUCGGGAUGGAUCCAGACCCCGACUCUGAGCCAGACACAUCUACGAACAUGGAUAUAAUCGAAGAGUCAAUGUCCAGACCAACCGUACGGAAAGAAGGGAAGGCGAAGUACGCACGAGAGUGCAACCUUCGCACUGGAGAGGAGUUUAGGAUCGUUUCCGAGUAUGCCGGUCUUGUGAGUUGCACGGUAGAGAUGACGUCUUUGAGUCUUCCGGUAGAAGUGGCAGUCGUGGACGAGAUCCAAAUGCUUGCUGACCCAGACCGUGGAUCCGCAUGGACCGCUGCUGUGUUGGGUCUACCUGCCGAAGAACUCCAUUUAUGUGGCGAAGAAGUUGCGGUCCCAAUUGUCCAAGCGCUCUUGAAUGAUACAGAUGACGAACUUUUUAUCAACCGCUACGAGCGUUUGACACCUCUUACUGUUCAAGACGAAUCUCUCGAGGGAGAUUUCGGUAGAGUCCGAAAGGGCGACUGUCUUGUCGCUUUCUCGAGAAGCAGCAUAUUUGCGCUGAAGCGCAAGGUAGAAGAGAAUACAGGUUUGCGUUGUGCCGUUGCAUAUGGGCGACUUCCACCUGAGAUCCGUGCCGAACAAGCGGCGCUCUUCAAUAAUCCUCAUAGCGGCUAUGACGUGAUGAUCGGAAGUGAUGCCAUCGGCAUGGGACUUAAUCUCAAAAUCAAACGGAUCAUCUUCGAGACCUUGCGCAAAUUUGACGGUACUGUAGAACGCGCUCUAUCAGUUUCCCAAAUCAAGCAAAUUGCUGGGCGUGCGGGACGCUAUGGCCUUCAUGGUGAACCUGGAGGCUUCGUUACGACUCUCCAUGCAGAUGAUCUCCCAAUGCUUCACUCUGCGAUUCUGCGCCAACCAGAUCCUAUCAUAUUUGCAGGCGUCUCUCCUACUUUGGCCUGGGCUGAGAGUGUUCUUCAAGCACUUCCUGCCGGUGCUUUGCACCACACGUUAUUGGAGGUGGCCCCAUAUGUCUCCAAUGUUCGGCCCCCUUGCCGUGCCUUCGUUCCCUCCAAGAUUGAGGAAAGAUCUCGGUUCAUCGAAACUCACGCCAAACAUAUGAAACUAUAUGAUAGACUUCUCAUCGGCGGUUCACCAAUGAAUUGGCGAGAUGCCCUUGCAGUGGAAUUCACAGCUCGCCUAUGUCAGAUAUACAACGAGAAGAUCCGAGUCCCUAUCUUGCACGCCCUCCGGGUCGGCCCGUAUAUAGAAGCACUGGAGAAUGUGGAAGGGAUGAUGUCCGGCGGCAAGUCUUCUGCUGGUGCGCCGUCUCAGGGCCUCGUAACUCUUGAGGGACUUCACAAAUCGCUCGUGCUCUAUCUGUGGCUCAGUCAUCGCCUGCCUGUGGCGUUCUAUCAGUCGGAGGAAGCCUACGCACUUAAGGAGCGCACAGAAAAAGCCCUUGAUUGGUGUCUGCGGAACGUGUCUACGAAGGUGGCAGACAGACAGCCCGCUAGUCUUGGACUGAGGGUUUCUUCGGAAGCCGAGGACGGUGUAGAAUAUCGCCGUAUCCCAGCCACCCGCCCUCAGGAAGAGAGUAACCGAGAGUUGGGGGUGAGGUAUGCAAAGUUGUUGAAUUCGGAAAGGCGGAGCGCUCGUAGUCAACGGUAG
Messenger RNA from Suillus discolor, 2418 nucleotides. Its product is annotated as P-loop containing nucleoside triphosphate hydrolase protein. Gene Ontology annotation, biological process: RNA catabolic process; mitochondrial RNA 3'-end processing. The coding region runs from base 1 to 2418 and encodes 805 amino acids. The transcript is spliced from 2 exons. Gene Ontology annotation, cellular component: mitochondrial degradosome. Lineage: Eukaryota; Fungi; Basidiomycota; Agaricomycetes; Boletales; Suillaceae. Gene Ontology annotation, molecular function: RNA helicase activity; hydrolase activity, acting on acid anhydrides. The record is from RefSeq and is a predicted model, not a curated record.